This is a messenger RNA of Haplochromis burtoni (Burton's mouthbrooder), 1194 nucleotides long. RefSeq names its product proteoglycan 3-like. Bases 613 to 1194 code for a protein of 193 amino acids. The transcript is spliced from 2 exons. The record is from RefSeq and is a predicted model, not a curated record. Lineage: Eukaryota; Metazoa; Chordata; Actinopteri; Cichliformes; Cichlidae.
AGCAAGCAAACCUCGGCUUUGGAUUCAAAUGAAGACACAAACAUUUCCAAGUGCGUCCAUCUUUGCUGAUGAUGCAGCAGACACGCUGACCUCCAGUCAGGAGGAGAAGCGUGUUCUUCCACUCACAGACACUGAAGCCUGAAACCGAACGGCCCGUUUACUGCGUUUAACCUCAGUCCUAGUUUCACGGUUCGACGCCUGUGACCUCGUUUAGCUCCAGUUCACAGCUCGUUCUGCCAGACGUCAGUCUGUUUGCAUCUGUACUAACUUUGAAUAAGUCAUCUUCAGUUAAACGACUCUGAGCAUCUUUAAUCAAAUGCACUUUAAUCAAAUGCACUGGGCUGCUUUCUAAAACCACUUUUACAAAGUCUCUGGUGGACGUGGGAGGAGGAGCGAGGAUGACAUUUCUAUCAGAUGAAGAGUUCUGACUGUGUCACAGCUGCACAGACGUCUCAUCGUGUCGGGUAUGUUAUGCAUAUGUUUGGUUUAUUUGAUAAUCUCACACAUUCAUUAUCUGCUAUUCUAAUAAACAAAAUGAUGAUAAUUGAAGGAAGACAACAUUUUUAAAGUUGAACGUUUCAAAUGUUGAAUAUGUUUGAUAGUUUUGUUUGAAUGAUUAGAUUAGAUAGAAAUGGAGUGAAUGACAGAGACAGCUGCCUCUUUGUUGAUGCUGCUUUAAGUGUUAUGAUUAAUAAUGAACGAGCAGCUGCAGAUGAGAUUCAUGAGGACGUCUUCACAGUUUUUCAGCUCUCAGUCAUGAAGAGGUGUGGACUGAUCCUGCUGUUGCUCUCAGGUUACGUGAUGGUCUGCCAUUUUCAGUCUGAUCAGUUAGUCAGACAGCUCCACCUUGUUGACCUGCAGAAGUCCUGGAACGACGCUCAGCAAUACUGCAGAGAUGAGUACAUUGACCUCGCCAUCGUUAACAGCUCAGCUCUCAUCCAGGAAGCCCAGAAAUGGGCGGGGAGCACAGAGGUGUGGAUUGGACUCUCCAAGAGCGACUGGAAAUGGUCUCGCCUCGGUCCAUUUCAGUCAUCCUGGUUUCCUUCCUGGUCCCCGGGACAGCCAGGGACUGGGGAGUGUGUUACAAUAUCUAGUGAUGGAUCAUGGUCCACAAGACAGUGCUCAGAACAACAUAGCUUUUUCUGCUUUAUUGGUGAGUGUUUUGGACUUUGGAACCAGGGUUUGACAAACUGA